Messenger RNA from Schistocerca nitens (vagrant locust), 2320 nucleotides. It is a transcript of the gene Gen, whose product is annotated as flap endonuclease GEN. The record is from RefSeq and is a predicted model, not a curated record. Bases 51 to 2168 code for a protein of 705 amino acids. Gene Ontology annotation, molecular function: 5'-flap endonuclease activity; four-way junction DNA binding. Lineage: Eukaryota; Metazoa; Arthropoda; Insecta; Orthoptera; Acrididae. The transcript is spliced from 8 exons.
UUGAAUUUUUUUUUUUUUUUUUUUUUUUUUUUUUUUUUUUUUUUUGUAAAAUGGGUGUUGCGGAACUGUGGCAUCUUCUGAAUCCCAUACGCGAAAGAAAAACCUUAUGGGAGUUACAAAAUAAAACUGUUGCAGUUGAUUUGAGUUGCUGGGUCUGCGACACGAAAAACAUCCAGGAAUUUUGCCCACAAAAACGUUUGUAUCUGAGGAAUCUCUUCUUUCGUACAAGCUGCCUGUUGCUUAUGGGCGUCAAGCCUGUGUUUGUACUUGAGGGCCAAGCUCCAGCUAUAAAGAAGUAUACAAUGGCUCGCAGGGUGGCGAAUAUUCAUGGUCAUACGAAAGGAGAAGCGUCUCAGCAAAGUCAACGGCGACGCAGUGGCAAACGGUCACACUUUCAGGGUGUGCUGAAACAUUGCGAGGAACUUCUUACAAUUAUGGGACUGACUUGCAUUCGAAGUAAAGGAGAAGCGGAAGCUAUGUGUGCCCACCUCAAUGAAAUUGGGCUUGUGGAUGGUUGUGUUUCACAAGAUGGGGACUGCUUUCUGUAUGGAGCUCAAAUAGUAUAUCGUAACUUUACAAUCAGCCCUUCAGGAACUGAUGGCAGUGCAGGUUUCAGUGUAGAUGUUUAUAAUUUGAAUGAAGCUAAGCAGAAACUACGACUUGGACGGGAGAAGUUAAUAGCUUUGGCUUUGCUGUGUGGAUGUGAUUACACGCCUGGAGGUAUUCGUGGAGUUGGAAGACAAGCAGUUGUUAAUUUCUUGGAUCAGGUCCCUGAUACAGGUUUGAUUUCUAGGAUACAAGGUUGGCGAGCAGAUCCUUGCUUGGCACGAUUUGAUGCAGCACAUGAGGCUGUAACAAGUGGUGCUGAAUGUGCCCGAUGUGGACAUAGCGGACGGCAACAAAGACAUGAAAAGUCUGGUUGCCCUAAAUGUCCUGGGGCUCCAAGUAUUGGCUGUGUUCAGGAUCCUGACCGUCUUCCACUUACUGACAGAAUAUUUGUAUCUGAACUAUUGUUACGAAAAAAAGCAGUAGCAGACCCAUACUUUCCUUCGGAAGCAGUCCUUGAUGAAUAUCUACAAGAAAACCAAGCAAAAACAUCUUUGCCGAUAGACACUUCAUGGAAACAACCAGACUUAAUUAAAUUUAUUAAGUACACAGGAAAGUUGCUGAAAUGGACAGAAUGCUAUGCUAUUGAAAAAUUCAUUCCACUGGUAACACGAUGGCAUCUUGUGCAUUUAAGUGAAGGUAAAAUUAAGAAAGUAGAGGCUACAAAAGGGUUUUUGAAAAUAUCUCCAAAAAUAAUAACAAAGAAAAGGAUUGUUAAAGGUAUUUGUAGUUAUGAGAUACUUUGGAAUGAUGUGGAAGGUUUUAUGAAUACCAUUGAAAUGGAUGAUGGCAUUACUAUUGACAAAUUGUUAACGACUGUGGAACCACAACACCUAGUUCAGAAAGCAUACCCUGAUGUAGUACAAGAAUUCUUGGCUGAAAAAGAAAAAUCUAAAAAAGGAAAAGAGAAGACCAAAAGAAAACAAAAGCCUUCCGUGAAAACAGUGUCUGUGCCUUGUCUCUGUGAAUCUAAGGAGAAUGGAGGUUGUCAGCAUGUUAAUGGUAAAGCUUGCCAACGGAAAAAUGCUACGAAGAAAACUGUUGUAGAAGGAUACCAUAAUAUUGAGAAGUUCUUCAGCCGGUUGUCAAUCAGUACUGUUGACAACUUAGAAACAGAUAUUAAUUCUGGAGAGUCUGCUGAACAAUACAAAAGAGCAUUAACCCCAACCUAUCAGAGUACUCCCAAACGGGCAAGUAACAAAACUGAUCUUAGAAUGAAAGUAUUAAAAAAGGGCAUUCAAUCUCUUGUCAAAUCAGAAUGUACGCAGAAAUAUAAAAGUAGUGAAGAAAGUGAAAGCAGUUCACUGCUUUGCAACUGUUCCAUUCUGUCAGAUGAAUGUGACAUGUGUAAGGUUUCUGGUGAUGAAGAUAUGGAUCUCACAUCAAUAAUUGAAGAUAUUGUAGGCAGAAAAUGUAGUCCAGAUAACACAGUGGAUUUGAAACAAGAAGAAUUAGCCAACAAUGAUGAUGAAGAUGAAUAUGUUCCAUUGUAUGAAAGAUUGAAGCUGAAAUUACAAUGUGACUUAGUGAAACUGUCAGAUAUUGUAGAAUGUAGUAAAUAAUAAAAUGUUUAAUCACCGCAGUUAAUAUGCACAAUGUUGUUAAUUUUUAGUUCAGCUGUGUUCUGCUGCAUUUGAUGUAUCUGUCUUGAGAAUAUAUUAACCUUUAUACAUUUUUAUUUCUUGGGAUUUUAUAGACAAAUAACAUUUACUUG